Perkinsus marinus ATCC 50983 is the source of this 756-nucleotide messenger RNA. RefSeq lists its product as hypothetical. The transcript is spliced from 9 exons. Gene Ontology annotation, biological process: proteolysis. The record is from RefSeq and is a predicted model, not a curated record. Gene Ontology annotation, molecular function: serine-type carboxypeptidase activity. Bases 1 to 756 code for a protein of 251 amino acids. NCBI's taxonomy places the organism in Eukaryota, Perkinsozoa, Perkinsida, Perkinsidae.
AUGAUUAUCGCUCUGUUUUCCGCGUUCGCCUGCAUAGCAGCAAUCACUGAUGCCGGCGAGCUUGGGAACGAAGGCGAGACGCCCGCGUUUCACCAUCUUCGUUCUCUGGAUGGCGGCGGGGUCUUGUGCCCAGGCAGCAAGGGUAAACAGGAGUUCGGAUAUAUACCAGUUGGCGUGAUAAAUAAGUACUUCUACGCGGUUAUGGAAGCCGAAGACGUAGAUCCAGCAUCAGCACCGACCUUCUGGUUUAUGGCUGCUCUCUUCGUUGCUAUGUUGGGAGAGGGCAUCCUGCGAAAUCCACAGCUCAAGAUCGAUUUAAAAGGAGUGAUGAUGUAUUCUGGUAUAGUUGGACCGUACGCGAUGCUCGAUAUAAUGAAGACUGGCUUGACGAAGUGUGAAGCAGCAGUCGACAAGUGCAAUUCUAAUGGCCCUGGAAAGCCUGCUAAGCCCGUUUUGUGCCAAGAAGCUGUCAAUAUCUGUGAAAAAAUAACGAUGGACCCUAUGGACAGAGAAGGCAAGAGCAUAUACGAUGUACGUGCACGAAAAGAUGGAGAUUCCAAAUUUUACGCUUUCAAACCGGGAGAAGCGGCCGGUUUCCUCAAUAAGCCAAAUGUUAAACAAGCUCUCGGCGUGUCUAAGACUUGGGAGCGGGAAAAUGAUCAGGUCCUACAGCUCUUCAAUAAGUACGCCGCCUAUAAUGGGACCUGCUUCGUCACACAACUCCUCGACCACGGAUUAAAGGUGAGAAUGAUCUAA